AUGCGAUUAAUAUGGAAUUGUUUGUUGUGGGCGGCACUCGUCAUCUCCUUAACUUCAGCAGGCGGGAACCAAGUGAAAUGUUUCUGCGACCGAGAUUCAUGCGACGACAAUUUGCUGUGUCAAGGAGAUUUCUGCUUUAUCGGGUUACAUCGCAGCGACGAUCGUGACGUUCCACGACUUCGACAACAUUGCGGGACUAUUGACGAACUUCCAUUUCUGAAUGCUCAUGUAAAUUGUGAUGAACGACAAGAUAACUGGCAAGAAGUGUGUAGAUGUUCCGAAGAUUUCUGUAAUACAUUCGCAUUCCUGAGGUCUUCGAUCGAUGUUCGACCAGAUCCAAAAGAUUCUGUACAAUUCGUGAAACAAGACGCACAAUAUCCAAUUGAACACAGACCUCAGCCAGAAGUCGUCUAUCGUCAACAUAACUCUUCACUUAUCGUACUUCUGGUUAUCAUCCCCUUGUCUGUCGGGGGUUUUGCAGUAUGCCUUAUCUUCCUAAACUACCAUUGUAAGAUGUGUUGA
Messenger RNA from Caenorhabditis remanei, 522 nucleotides. RefSeq lists its product as uncharacterized. The coding region runs from base 1 to 522 and encodes 173 amino acids. The transcript is spliced from 4 exons. Lineage: Eukaryota; Metazoa; Nematoda; Chromadorea; Rhabditida; Rhabditidae. The record is from RefSeq and is a predicted model, not a curated record.